This is a messenger RNA of Lethenteron reissneri (Far Eastern brook lamprey), 4421 nucleotides long. RefSeq lists its product as uncharacterized. Gene Ontology annotation, molecular function: DNA-binding transcription activator activity, RNA polymerase II-specific; RNA polymerase II cis-regulatory region sequence-specific DNA binding. Gene Ontology annotation, biological process: regulation of transcription by RNA polymerase II. Gene Ontology annotation, cellular component: nucleus. The record is from RefSeq and is a predicted model, not a curated record. Lineage: Eukaryota; Metazoa; Chordata; Hyperoartia; Petromyzontiformes; Petromyzontidae.
AGGGCCCGAGUGGUACCAGAUUGGAGGUUUUUGCCUCCACGUUAUUGAGGCGAUACGAUAACAUUUGCGUAUAUUUAUAUUAUUUCGAGGGUAGCUUUAGUCGUAAAGGGUAGGGCUUGCCUUGAUUCCAGAUCUUUCGCCAAGCCCAACAUGUUUUGCCGAGCUGCUGAUGGAAUAAACGUCGCAAGCGUCCUUUAUUUUGAAUGACUUUUUAAAAAAACAAAAAACAUUUUUCCGACGUUUUUUUUUUUACGAGCGAUUUUUUUUUAAUUUAGCAAUAAAUUCGUUCGAGGGCAAUUUUACAAAAAAAACGCCGCAUAAGUUAUUUUUGUACUUGAAAGCCAGAGGUUUUUUUUACCUUCAGCUCUGGCAUCGGCCGCAACUUUUCCGUGGCUGAGGUUUUGACGGAGGAGGAGGAGGAGCGGCAGCGGCAACAACAACAACAACAGAAGCAGCAGCUUCGUCUCGGCCCUCCAUCUUCUCUGGGAGGGCAGUCAAUAACAAUGGCGUGUAAGGUGGCCGCCCCAUUGCUGGAGCCGAGCGGUGACUUCCCGGCGUGGCUCGAGACGCAGGGCGUGAACGCGGAGGUGGCCCAGGCCAUGGACUCGGAGCUGGGCAUCCGGGACUACGGGGUCCUGCGUGCCUGCGUCGGGGACGGCCUCGUGCGUGCCGAGCUGCUGUCCACGGCGCGCGACCGCCUGCCCUUCGGCUUCUACGCCGUGCUGCGGCAGGUGGUGAAGGCCUUGCAGGGCGCCGAGCACCACCACGUUGGGACGCCGCGCUGGGACGCCGCCACCUCUCCCGGCGACGUCACGCUGGGGGGCCUGGUGGACGUGCUGCUGGCUCUGUUCAGCGGUUUGAGCCGAGAGCUGCUGGUGUCUAUGCAGAGGCUCGCCGAGUGGGAUGGAGUUAAAAAUCUUACAGCUUCAUCGGCAGCAGUUUCUGAGAGUCUUGAAGAUGAAACAACUGAAAUGAAUCAUAGUGUGCAGAAUGACAAAGCGGAAGAAAGUUCAACUCCAUUAAAAAAUGAUGCCAAAUCCAGCUUGACAUUGAACCGAAUCAAAAACGAGUCCUUUGAAGGUGAACGUAAUUUGAGCGGCCACUCUGAACUCGUCAUCCAAAAUGUGACUUCAUUGUCACCUUCGAGCAAAAGCCGUGCAUCCACAUCUCAUGCUGGGACCUGUCGGGAGUCACAGCCGGCGGCAGGUGAAAUGGAUGAUGAAGAAACAGCUGGUACCUCUGGAGUCAAGAGGACAUCCCAGCAGUUGACAGAGCAAUGCUUUUUUUUUACGGGCGACACUGCUAAGAAGAGUGUCUCCGUAUACCAAAGCGAGAAGCGCUCCAUCUUCGCUGAGGGAGAGUCACAUGAUUUUAAACUCAAGAAACCCGAUGCCUUAAAGAUGUCUCAGCCAGAAUGUACCGGAGAGAAGUCGCCGCUCAGCUGCGAGGUGUGCGGGCGUGUGUUCUCAAAGUCGAGCAGCUUAAAGGUCCACCUGCGCACGCACACGGGCGAGAAGCCGCACCGCUGUGACGUGUGCGGGCGCGGGUUUUCACGGGCCAGCUGCCUGAAGAUCCACCAGCACAUGCACACGGGCGAGAAGCCGUUCCGAUGCGAGGUCUGUGGCCGUGGUUUCUCUCGCUCCAGUGACCUGAAGAUGCAUCUGUACACGCACACGGGGGAGAAGCCGUACAGCUGCGAGGUGUGCGGCCACGGCUUCCUGCAGCCCAACGUUCUGAAGAUCCACCUGCGCACGCACACGGGCGAGAAGCCGUACAGCUGUGAGGUGUGCGGCCACGGCUUCUCGCGGCUCAACGUCCUGAAGAUCCACCAGCGCACGCACACGGGCGAGAAGCCGUACAGCUGCAAGAUCUGCGGGCGUGGGUUCUCGCAUCCGAACUACCUGAAGAAGCACUUGCCAAUGCACACGGGCGAGAAGCCACACAACUGCGAGGUGUGUGGCCGCGGGUUCUCGCACCUCAACUACCUGAAAAAGCACCUGCGAACGCACACGGGCGAGAAGCCGUACUGCUGCAAGGUGUGCGGGCGGAGCUUUUUACAUCCCAGCUACCUAAAGAGCCACCUCCGGAUGCACACGGGCGAGAAGCCGUUCAGCUGCACAAUCUGCGGACAGCGCUUCUCGCAAAGCUAUCACAUGAAGUCUCACGAGCAGACGCAGCAUGGCAUGGAUAAAUCGCAGCAAGAGAUGGAAACGACAGCACCGAGGGAGACAAAGGCGGCCGGGCGCGGUGUUGGCCACUCCACGUGCCGUGGCCGGGGCCCUUCGUGUGGGUUGCUAAUCGCUGACGGAACUUGCCCCGACAGUCUGCCGAGGCUACACGGCGUCUUUGUUUUCGUUUCUUUAGAAAGUCACGAAGGAAGUCGUUGCGGUGUUUUAGCCUGGCGUGGAUUGUACUUCUCGUCAUCAUCAUCAAUCACCUUGGGGCCGAUACAGAUGGCGUGUGCAGUGGCCACUCCGGUGCUGGAGCCGAGCGUGUACUUCCCGGCAUGGCUUGAGGCGCAGGGCGUGAACACGGAGGUGGCCCGGGCCAUGGACUCGGAGCUGGGCAUCCGGGACUACGGGGUCCUGUGCGCCUGCGUCGGGGACGGCCUCGUGCGGGCCGAGCUGCUGGCCACGGCGCGCGACCGCCUGCCCUUUGGCUUCUACGCCGUGCUGCGGCAGGUGGUGAAGGACCUGCGGGGUGCCGAGCGCCACGAUGCUGGGACGCCGCAUUGGGAUGCCGCCGCCGCUGCUGCCACCGCUUCCACCUCCUCUCCCGGCGACGUGACGCUGAGAGGCCUGGUGGACGUGCUGCUCGCGCUUUUCAAUGGCUUGAGCCGGGAAUUACAAAUGUCUGUACAGAAACUGGAUGACAUGGAGCAUCAGAGACAUGCCGUGGCAUCUCCUUUACCAACAACUGCUGUCACUUUUGAAGAUGCAACAGCACAAAUGCAUUCUUGCAUAGCAAGCGACGAGGCAGAAACGAUUUCAGCUGCAGUUAAAGAGGAGUCCGAACCCAUAUUGACAGCAAGUCUUCGUAAAGCAGAGCUCUUUCAAGAUGCUGUUGCUGAUUUGAAUCAUUCUCUACUGCUUCCACAAGUACAGAAGCAAGGCUCAGUAGACCACUCUGCAAACGAAUCUCUUGGUAAACCUCACUUGGACAUCCACCCCAAAUUCAUCAUCCAGAACGUGACCUCACUUUUGCAUUCCAAACCAAAUCCCACAGACACUCAUCCGUGUCUGUGGCUAAAGCAGGAAGCGAGUAUAACACUCAACGAAGACACAGAGAACGGCUGUCUGUCGGUAAAUGCGGGCCAGAUGCCCUCCGGUGAGGGCACGUCAUACGAGAUUAAAUCGGCAUUACCCAACCACCUAGAAAAGCCUCGGUUGCAAACCUCUCAAGACAAGACGCACAGCUGUGACGUGUGCAAUUGUAGCUUCACCUCGCCUAGCGAGCUCAAAAUCCAUCAGCACGAGCACGUGGGCGAACAAUUGCACCACUGCAGGCUGUGCGGGCGCAAGUUCCUGAAGUCCAGCUACCUGAAGAUCCACUUGCGAGCGCAUACGGGCGAGAAGCCCUACUGCUGCCAGUUUUGCGGGCACAGAUUUUCACGGUACGGAGUGCUGAAGAGCCACCUUCUGACGCACACCGGUGAGAAGCCGUACACCUGCAAGGUGUGCGGCCGCAAGUUCACGCAGCGCUCCAACAUGAGGUCCCAUGAACGGACGCAGCACGGCACGGGGGGGUCAUGAAAAGGCGUUGAGUGAUGGGGUCCUGCACUGUCUAAUUAAUGCAGUGACUUUCAGCGCUGGGUUUUGAGGGGGCUCCCAAAAAUGUAUAUUGUACUGUUAUGUAAUGGUUCAAAUGAAAGUCUGUAGCACUGUGAUAAAUUAUCUCGGUAAUUUGGUAAUUAAAAUUACAAUGACUUUGUAUCGAUACCAAUUAUGUGCCGGCAUUAAUAUAGUUUUGCUCUUUGUAACAUUUAGCUUUACUAUAUAUCACAUAAAAAACAGAACGGAAGUAACCAUGGUUAAUAAGGGUGUCGUUUUUGGCAUCAUAGGGCAUGGGUAGUGGUGGUAAGACAACAGGAAGGAAGGAAUUGAGUAUGCAAAGAGAGGCCCCCAAAACUCUAGGUCCCCAUCAAAACCUAUCUGGCCCUGGUCCCAUGUACGUGGAUUAUUGUCUCAGAAUGUAUAGUGUGUCUUUGAAAUAAUGUGCGCCAGGACUGCAUUUAAAUGGUGAUGUUGUUAGAGGACCGCAAAAAUUUUGGAAAAAGUAAAAAAUCACAUUCUCGAAGCUUAAAAAUCGAACAGCAUGCAAAGCGAUGCUAACUUCUUGUUCACUGCGUAAUCACGCUUAGGGGCCGUCCAUAAAUUACGUCACGCACCUUGGGGGGGGGGGUCAAACAUUUGUGACGAUGU